Molecule: messenger RNA, 2337 nt
Organism: Mesorhabditis spiculigera
Lineage: Eukaryota; Metazoa; Nematoda; Chromadorea; Rhabditida; Rhabditidae
Source: the annotation of a GenBank genome assembly
AUGCUGAAUAUUGCCGAUAAUAUUGAAAUCCUGAUUCCACAAGAAAUCCGCCGAUCAGGACGCCAUGGGAAACUGUCUAACGGGGACGCAACUUCCACCUAUGUAAAUCCGUGGCCGCACGCAGCGCCGAGAUGUGCUCCCGAUACAGGAAGCGGGCCCACCGAACCGACGCUGGAGACGCACUACGCCGAGUCGGAGAUUCAGAAUCUCGGCCCCGAAAAUAGCCUCUUCUUCGGCUCGAUCCGGCACAAUUCCCACUACUUUCCGGUCGUCGAACCGGUCCGGCCGGCCGUUCACCGCCUUGGCUACCCGGCAGCCACGGAACUUCCGGUGAACCGGAGCAGAAAGAGCCCGCAAAUUUGCCUGACGAGGCUGUCGUUUUCACUUGAUCUACGCUCGACGAUGGACCGGAUGUGCUUACGGGCCCGGCGCCACCUCCACAGUCUGCACGACGUCACGAUCGAUUUGACGGGCGGCGAGGCCACGGCGUUACUUUAUACGAAUGAAACCGAAGUCCACACCCUCCUUCAUCUCCUCGCCGCCCGGCAUCCACCAGAGGGUCGCUUUCGCGGGGAAAUCUCGAUGAACGGCCAUAUUUUGACGCUGAAACAGUUCGCCCGGCGUGCCGCCCACGUCCCUAUCGACGCCCCUCCAAGCGACCUAACCGUUCUGCAAUACCUCAAAUUCAUGAGCUACCUCGAGCAACCGGCCACUGCGGCUUUUCGACUUGAAAACAUGAUAGAUCAACUCAUCAAAACGCUUUGUUUAUCUCAAGUGAAACAUAGACUGCUCAAAAACCUCUCCGAAGCCGAAAAACAGCGCGCCAAGAUUGCUGUGGCGAUUCUGAAGGAUACCGAUAUACUCAUUGUGGACAAUGCCCUCCGGGACCUAGAUGUCUACGAAGUUGCUUUUAUUGUCGAUUAUUUGAGAGAUUGGGCGGUGAAGCUGAAUCGAAUUAUCCUGAUGGCAAUCGCGCCGACGAAUAUGGAGACGCUGCUGAUGUUUCAUAAAACCGUCCUCCUCGCUUCCGGGCGCAUCAUCUAUGCCGACUGGACGCACAAGUUGAUCCCCUACUUCGAGAGGCAUAAUUUCCCAUGUCCAGCCCUAAAAAAUCCAUGUGAUUAUUACGUCGACUUGGUGACUCAUGACCAUCUCUCCGCCGCUUCUUCCAAAGAAUCGGCGGCUCGGAUACGGUACCUAGCCGAUUUGUGGAAACGCGAGCGGCCCGUGCUGAACUUGACAACGAUACAAACCGUUUGCCCGCCGAUCAACCCUGCCGGAUUCUUGUUUAAAGUUUGGGUUUUGUUAAGAAGGCAAGCCUGGGUCGCCGUCAACCAUCCAUGCCGCUACGCUAGCGAGCUGUUGCUCGCCCUCCUGUUUUCGUGCUCACUCGGAGUUUUGUGCUAUGAUUUACCAACCGACAAGCGUGCCGGUAUCGAAGACCGUUUUGGUUUGGCGAUCGGCCUAUUUCUGUUUCUACCUCUCCUACUCGGGUUCUGGAAUAUUUCUCAAGUCCAUGCCGAACGCCAUUUUGUGUAUGGUGACGUGAAGAGCGGGCUCUACGGGCCGAAGACACACGUCAUUAGUAAGGUCAUCUUCGACCUCCCAUCCCUCUUUUGCAUCGUUUUAUUCGCGGCUUUUCCGGCCAUGACCAUGAGCGGGAUUACGGAAAUCGCAACGAUUCUGCAUCCCCAGAAUCUGGUGAACCUCGCGAUUCUAACGAUUUUGAUUCUCCUCCACCUCGGAAUCUUCCGCUACCUCGCCUGGAACCUGGCGCACUUUUUCCGGGGUCGUACGAUGGCCUUUGGGAUAUAUGCCCUUCUCCUGCUCGGCUCGAAUCUCUCCUCUGGACUCCUGGUUCGAUCCCAGGAUCAGCAGAAAUUCGCUCAAAACCUUCGCGUUUUUUCACCGACUUUCUGGGCGGCCCAGCCGUUCCUCGAGACGAUCUUCAUCCGGAAAAGCCAGCUGCAUGCUUGGAUCCAAAACGAUUUGAAGCCGGGGCUGCAGAGGCCGAAUUCGAGUCAAGAGCUGAUCUUCGACUGCGAGAAGCACAACAUUCUAGCGGCCAAGUUCAAGGAGGUCCCAAUCUACACCGUCGCCCAGUGCGCCAAGAUUCGAGCCACCCACGCUCUUUACGCUGCCGGCUUUGUGCCCUACAAGGUCCAAGAUGUCUCUGCCAUUCAAAUCCAGCCAAAAAAUACAGAAAAACCCUUCUUCGUCCCCACGACUCGGCCACCAGAUCUGACCGCAGGAGUGAUUGUGUACUGUUUUUACUUUGCCCUGACCAGCUCUUUCCUAUUUUUUGCGGCUUCGUUUAAUCAUCGGCCGAGGAUGGAU